UCUCUCUCUCUCUUUUUGGAUCUUUUUGUACCAAUAAAUUGGAGUUGUUCCCCCGUGUGUUCUUUGCCAAAGCCGAGCAAUCUCAUUUCUCUGUUUUUUCACCUCUGUUCAUUCCUCUCUCUUUGUGUCAAGAGCGAUGGCAGAUAAUUCAGGAAGUAGCGGAAACCAUGAAGUUGCUUUGUCUGUUAAAGAAUGCGAGGCCAAUCACAACCAUGCCUCCUCUGCCUCCAAAACCAACCAAGGAGGAGGCUUCUGUCUCUCUGUUCCUUUCAUGCAGAAGUUGGUGGCAGAGGUUUUGGGUACCUACUUCUUGGUCUUUGCCGGUUGUGGAGCGAUGGUGGUGAAUUUGGACAAUGACAAGGUGGUGACUCUGCCGGGAAUAUCAAUAGUAUGGGGGCUGGCUGUGAUGGUUCUGGUUUACUCUGUUGGCCACAUCUCCGGCGCCCAUUUUAAUCCUGCGGUCACCAUUGCCUUUGCCACUUGUAGAAGAUUUCCGUGGAAGCAGGUAAACCACACCAGAGAAACUUUCUCAUUCUUGUUUGGGUGCACUGCAAGAAAGCGCACCCAAACAAUUAUCACAGGUGAAGUCAAAGUUAUUACAAUUGCAUGCAGCUUGAUCUAACUUCACGUUAGGAAA
This is a messenger RNA of Alnus glutinosa, 637 nucleotides long. Its product is annotated as aquaporin NIP1-2-like. The record is from RefSeq and is a predicted model, not a curated record. Bases 137 to 622 code for a protein of 161 amino acids. Gene Ontology annotation, biological process: transmembrane transport. Gene Ontology annotation, cellular component: membrane. NCBI's taxonomy places the organism in Eukaryota, Viridiplantae, Streptophyta, Magnoliopsida, Fagales, Betulaceae. The transcript has 2 exons. Gene Ontology annotation, molecular function: channel activity.